Molecule: messenger RNA, 258 nt
Organism: Chaetura pelagica (chimney swift)
Lineage: Eukaryota; Metazoa; Chordata; Aves; Apodiformes; Apodidae
Gene: UBALD2
Product: UBA-like domain containing 2
Exons: 2
Source: RefSeq, a predicted model, not a curated record
AUGUGCACCCCCAGCAACACGCCGGCCACGCCGCCCAACUUCCCGGAUGCUCUGGCCAUGUUCUCCAAGCUGAGGACCUCCGAGAGCCUGCAGAGCAACAACAGCCCCAUCCCAUCCAUGGCCUGUUCCCCACCGGGGAGUUUCAGCCCUUUCUGGGCUUCCUCACCCCCCAGCCACCAACCCACCUGCCCCUCCGCCGUGGCCUCCAACAGGCUGUGGGUCACUGUGCCCCCCAGGGCAGCUCUGUCGGCCUUCUAG